ACCUUCGGGCACUCUGAAAUAAAAUUCAAAACAAGCUUCUGGCGUCGUCUUUCAAAAAUUCGUGAAUGGUAUAAGAUAAACGUGGAAUGGCGUCCAAAGUGGAGCAGCAGUACAAGCUGCUUAACGCGGAGCUGAUGGACCAGGUGCAGAAGCAGCGCAUGGAGAUCGGCGAGUACAGGAAGCGUGUAGUAGCGCUAGAGCGGGAAAAUAUGGAUCUACGGGAGGCUCAAGUACUGCAGAACGAUCGCCAGCGAUUAGAGAACAUCAGCAUCGUUCGUAAUUUAAUGCAGCGCCUGAAUCUUGAACACGACUGUCUGGUAGGGAAUCAGGAUUCAGCUCACGUGGUUAGCAGGCCAAGUGUCCAGCGUCGUAGCUCAAGGGAAAUCUGCAAGGACAUGCGAAGGACAAGCGCAUUGGCCCGCACGACGAGAACCACCUCGCCUACAAGGACUGCUCCAAUGUCUAGCACUACUUCGUCAAGCAGUCGGCGAUCCAGUGUCGAGGCGCAUACCAAUGUGGAGGACGCAAUAGCAACAGAAGAGCGGAGGCCUACUAGGCACACACCGCCGCCACGAAGACCUGCGGAGAUGAUGUUCGACGAGGAUGAAUCUGAGGAAGAAUCCAGCGCAGAACCUAGCCCAGUGCCCCAGCAAAGUAAAAGCAACGAGGAGGCAAGGACUGACGAAAACCAGGAGAACGAACGCCUGUACAGCAUUGUUGAGGAAAACGACAGUGGAGAGGAUGCUUCGGAAUCUUCUUCGUCUUGUGAGGCCAUCUACUGCGACACCACCAUAGAAAGUAGUCCGCCAAACGGCGGAGCCCCUGCCACACCCUGUGGUCGAGCUCUUCGAGAAGUAAACACCAAUGUCCCGGAAUCUGUCUCGUUAAUUCGGGGAAAAGAGACUUCGAAAUCCAGACUGGCCAUUCCCGGUCAGGAAGAAGACUCCGUACAGGAGCCGAGUAUACAGUGCCCCAGACUGACUGUCACUAGGCCCAGUUACAGCUCCGGAAGCUUCCCUGAUAUCGGAACCACUCCGAGGCGAAGCUUGUUCAACGGCAUUGCCCAAGUGGCCGGUUGCACCAGUACGCCAAAAUCGUUUGUCGUCGAGGAAGUUCCUUCUGUUAAAAGUCGGACCAGGAAAACGGCUCAAAAAAAAUCGGACACAAUUGAUACAUCGUGUUCUUUAAGCACUAGCGGGAGACCGAGACGCAGCUGUCGCCCUUCCAGUAUGGCGGAGCCCAAUCUUAAAAAGAAGAUGCGAAACGAACCGAAGUCCAAAGCCAAGAAGUGACCUUUAGGGCUCUUACAGUUGUUACUUGUCCUUAAUGUUCAUGACGUUUCAUAACUUUGUACAAUUAGAUAUUGAUUAUUUAAUAUUUUUAUGUAUCAGGCCAGUUACGACUUAUGCAGGUCGAAAUUUGAAUUUAACUUUUAAUCUUUAGCCAAAUUUCAUUUACCAAGCUCAUUUCAGUAAAAUAAACAUUUCAGCUCAUCCAGUCACAGGGAGGAAGACAAAUGUCAUCACGCAAAGAAGCCAAUAGGAUUUUAUAAUAACGUUUUAAUGCUACCCUUAAGAAUAUUUUCAAUUGUGAAUAAAACAACGUUCAAGAUGA
Molecule: messenger RNA, 1614 nt
Organism: Drosophila ficusphila
Lineage: Eukaryota; Metazoa; Arthropoda; Insecta; Diptera; Drosophilidae
Gene: mei-S332
Product: shugoshin
Exons: 2
Coding region: 87-1292 (401 amino acids)
Biological process (GO): meiotic chromosome segregation
Cellular component (GO): chromosome, centromeric region; nucleus
Source: RefSeq, a predicted model, not a curated record